Molecule: messenger RNA, 252 nt
Organism: Paramecium tetraurelia
Lineage: Eukaryota; Ciliophora; Oligohymenophorea; Peniculida; Parameciidae
Exons: 1
Source: RefSeq, a predicted model, not a curated record
AUGGAUUCAGAAUAAGCAGAACUAAACAUUCCUGCAUAAAUAUCUUAUUCGCAUUAGGAAAAUGAAUAAAUCUAAAUUGCUCAUAGUAUUUAUCCAAAUUAGUUGAAUAAUCUCAACCAUCUGUUAGCUGCUCUCGAUAAUAUGUUGGAAAAGGCUGGAUAAUAACAUUCAUUAAAGAAAUUAAAAAAUUAAUUUCUAAUUGUAAAAAGAAAUACUGAGACUAUUUUAACUCACACAACUCCUUAUGUUUGA